GUUAUUUCACUUUGCUUUUUCUUGCAGCAUUUUAUGGUCUAGCUGCUCCUCAGGGUGUAAAUGUGGGAGUGCUUGUCUUAACAAACCAUUCCAUCUACGUCCUGUGAAGAAGAUGAAAAUAGUUAUGACUGAUAAAUGUGGCAGUGGGAUUGAGGCAGGUGAAGAUAUCAAGAGAAAAGAUUUUGUUAUAGAAUAUGUUGGAGAAGUUAUUGAUGACAAAACAUGUGAAGAGAGACUUUGGAAAAUGAAGCAUAGUGGGGAAACAAACUUUUACUUGUGUGAGAUCAAUCGGGAUAUGGUGAUUGAUGCCACUUACAAGGGCAACAAAUCCCGAUACAUUAAUCAUAGCUGUUGUCCAAAUACUGAGAUGCAGAAAUGGUUGAUGGAUGGUGAGACAAGAAUUGGCAUAUUUGCGACACGUGACAUUAAAAAGGGCGAGCAUCUGACCUACGAUUAUCAGUUCGUUCAAUUUGGUGCAGAUCAAGAUUGCCACUGUGGUGCUGUAAAAUGUAGGCGAAAGCUGGGAAUUAAACCUAAAAAACGAAAACUUUCCUCUUCAGAUGCUGCAUUAAAGUUAGUGGCAUGUCAAGUUGCUGCGUCCUCUCCCAAAGUGAAAGCAUUGCUAUCUCUAAAACAUGGUUGUCAAACUGGAGUUCCUCCAAAAGGAAGUUCGAAUUGUGACUCUGCUCAGAGAAUCCAGCGUCCUCGUAACUGUGUAGGUCAUCUUAUAAGAAUAAUUCGCUCCUCUGAUCAAAGGUCUUUUGGAAUUAUAAAACAGUUUGACAGCAUCACCAAAAAACAUUUGAUCAUGUUUGAAGAUGGUAGUGUUGAGUACGUUGACAUGUCAACGGAAGAUUGGGAAUUUUGUAACUUUCUUGUGUAAUCAGGUCUUCGAUGUCAGGAUAAAGAUAAGACAUGAUUCAACGUCUGCAGCAGAGAUGCGAUGUGUUGUUCAACAUCCAAAAUUGCAUUGAUUUGCUAGCUUUGUUUCUGUUGUACCAAAUGUAGCAUGUUUCCUCUCCCAAUUUAAUUUGUUGAUAUAGAGUCUGCUGAUAAUGCUAGUAAUUUCCUUUAACUGGAGAUGGAAGUUCUGAUGAUUCUUUCCCAUGUAUAAACGUAACAGAUGUAACAAUAGCUCACCCCGUUCCAAUUGUAUCGGAUGUCCCUGAUAAACAAGUUGACUAUGUGGUUCAUAAUUCAUUAACUAGAGAUACAAGAGAUUUUGUUAGCUCUCUAUUUUCAUACCUUUGAUUGUUCAAGUACUCUGUUCUGUAAAGUUUGCUGAAUUUGGAUAUGGUCAAAUGUGUUUGUUUCUGUU
Nicotiana attenuata is the source of this 1318-nucleotide messenger RNA. Its product is annotated as histone-lysine N-methyltransferase ASHH3-like. Gene Ontology annotation, molecular function: histone H3K36 methyltransferase activity; protein binding. NCBI's taxonomy places the organism in Eukaryota, Viridiplantae, Streptophyta, Magnoliopsida, Solanales, Solanaceae. Gene Ontology annotation, biological process: regulation of DNA-templated transcription. Gene Ontology annotation, cellular component: nucleus; chromatin. The record is from RefSeq and is a predicted model, not a curated record. The coding region runs from base 113 to 883 and encodes 256 amino acids. The transcript has 10 exons.